Messenger RNA from Cygnus olor (mute swan), 3370 nucleotides. It is a transcript of the gene GOLPH3, whose product is annotated as golgi phosphoprotein 3. Gene Ontology annotation, biological process: Golgi to plasma membrane protein transport; Golgi vesicle budding; Golgi organization. Gene Ontology annotation, cellular component: Golgi cisterna; trans-Golgi network; cytosol. The coding region runs from base 415 to 1302 and encodes 295 amino acids. The record is from RefSeq and is a predicted model, not a curated record. The transcript is spliced from 4 exons. Gene Ontology annotation, molecular function: phosphatidylinositol-4-phosphate binding. Lineage: Eukaryota; Metazoa; Chordata; Aves; Anseriformes; Anatidae.
GAGGCGGAGACAGCCCUGGCCCCGCCGCCGCCGCCGCCGCCGCCGCCGCCGCCGCCGCCCGCGGCCCUUUCCGGUGCCUCCCCCUGGCCGCUGCUGCCACAUCCUCCGCUGACAUCAGCCCGCGCCGCCAUAUUGCGCCAGGAGCCGCCUCCGCCAGCUCGGCCGCAGGGGGGGGACCCCGGCCCCCGCCGCCUUCUCCUCCUGCUCCCUCGCCGCGGCCGAGCCCCGCUCCCCAUGAGUCCGCCCGGCCGGCCGCAGCCGCGGUGCGGGUAGGGCCGAGGCGGGAGCGGCUCCCGCGGCUUCCUCCUCCUCCUCCUCCUCCUCUUCCUCCUCCUCCUCCUCUUUCUCCUCUUCCUCCCCAGCGGUCGCCGAGCCCCCCUCUGUCUCUCUCCCCCCUCCCCGCCGCCUCCGGCCAUGACUUCCCUCACCCAGCGCAGCUCCGGCCUGGUGCAGCGCCGCACCGAGGCUUCCCGCAGCGCCGCGGCCGCCGACAAGGAGCGGGGGGCCGGCGGCGGCCCCGAGGACGAAGGCCGCCGGGACGAGCCGGGGGACGACGAGAAGGGCGACUCCAAGGAAACGCGGCUCACCCUGAUGGAGGAGGUGCUGCUCCUCGGCCUCAAGGACCGCGAGGGUUACACAUCAUUCUGGAAUGAUUGCAUCUCCUCAGGAUUGCGUGGCUGCAUGUUAAUCGAAUUGGCAUUGCGAGGGCGUCUUCAGCUAGAGGCUUGUGGAAUGAGACGCAAAAGUCUAUUGACCAGAAAGGUGAUUUGCAAGUCAGAUGCUCCUACAGGGGAUGUUCUGCUUGAUGAAGCUCUGAAACACAUAAAAGAGACCCAGCCUCCUGAAACAGUACAAAAUUGGAUUGAACUGCUUAGUGGUGAAACAUGGAACCCAUUAAAGUUGCACUACCAGUUACGAAAUGUCCGUGAACGGUUAGCUAAAAAUCUAGUGGAAAAAGGUGUACUGACAACAGAGAAACAGAACUUCCUUCUUUUUGACAUGACUACGCACCCUCUCACCAACAACAAUAUCAAACAGCGCCUCAUCAAGAAGGUUCAAGAAGCAGUUCUUGACAAAUGGGUGAAUGACCCCCACCGCAUGGACAAGCGCUUGCUGGCACUUGUUUAUUUAGCCCAUGCUUCAGAUGUUCUGGAGAACGCUUUUGCCCCCCUUUUGGAUGAGCAGUAUGAUUUAGCCACAAAGAGAGUGCGGCAGCUUCUGGAUUUAGACCCUGAAGUUGAAUGUAUGAAAGCCAACACGAAUGAGGUUCUGUGGGCUGUUGUAGCAGCAUUCACAAAAUAACUGCAAUCAGACUGAAAUGUUCUCUUUUCUUUCAUGUAAACCAGUUGUUUCUCUUCUAUUGUCUAUUCAUGUUUUCUGUAAUUUGUACCUUCUCAUAUGAAUCGACUCUUGUUUAAUGGGAAUUAUAAGUGGUGUAUUCCCUCACUCUGUGCAUCUGUAUACAGGAUUCUGCUGGUACAAGAGACCUUCCUGUUUAAAACAACAACAGAAAAAGGUUUUACUGCCAUAUUGGCAUUCCAUUUCCUAUUAAAUUUGAGUUAACUGAAAUAUUUCUGUUACUCUAUUUUUCAUCUUAUUGUUAUUGAAGUGGUUUAACAUGGAAAGCACCUCGAGGAAAUGUGCAUGCAAUUGGAUCACUAGUCUCAGCUGACACAGAUGUGUGCAUGCAUCAGUACUUCUGCAGUACAAUUCAUAACAAAUCAAAAAGGGCCUUUUUAAAAAGUCACCAAAGCUCCAUGUUGAAGUGUCUGUCAGGGCAUUUUAUACACAGAUAUUAUUUCAAUUAUAUCUAACAAAAUUACUUUAAAAGCAGAAAUUCCAUUUAGCAGCUUUAUUGAUAGUUCCUGUAAAAUGCCCCAUAAAUUUUACUUUUCAUGUAAGUCUCUUGUGUACUUAUACUUUCAUUAGAAUGAUAGCUGAGUCACAAGGCUAGUGUAGAAAGGUCCAAUUGUUUCAUAAACCAGUUUUGGGAUGGGAUACAUUCCAUUAUAUUGUAAAUAUAGUUCAAGUUGUAUAUUAACAACUGCCCCAUCUUAGUAUUUUGCAAGAUCUACUUAGUUGUACACCUGGUGCCCCUUACUUGCUGUCAGUCAUUGCCAUUUGGUGGAAGGAAAGGCCUCUUACAAGGAGUAUGUAUGUGAAAGCUGUUCUUUUCCAGUGUCUACAGAGUUUGCCGUCUGGGUAUUCUCUGUCUAUGCAUUGCCUUUUGAUAAUUAGUAUACAGAAAGAGACCACUUUCUGUCCUCUCUUUUUUUUUUUCCUCCCUCCUGUAUGGAAGAGGCUUGUGACCAGUGCAGUUCUUGAGUGCAGUUUUUAAUUUUGUUUGUACACAAGUUAAUGUUUGUCUCUUAAAUGUUAUAAUCUGUUUUACAUUUUAAAAACAGUCUAGCAGGUGUUGCAUGUAAAUGGUUAGCAAGUAAUGACUGCAGUUCAGAUGAUUAAGAUUUCUGUAAUGGGACACUCUACUAUAUUUUAAUUUUUAUAUACAAUUAUGCUGAUUAGCACACUUGUAAAAAACAAAACAAAACAAAAAAAAACAACUAUAUAAAACUUUGGCUUUUUAAAACUUAUUGCCUCUUUACCACUGCUUGUUACAUCUCCCAUUUGUUUUAGUGUAAAUAUUAUGCAUUGAACAAAUUAAGCAUUGAUUUAUAUAUAUUUUUUUCCUUAACGCAGAUUUAUAGCGGGGCUUACAGGUGUUUAGAAACUUUAUUGGUUAAUAUUCAGAGCAAGAAUACUAGAUGGUGUAUAACUGUAGAGCUGAAAUUUAAGAGAUCCCUUAAUCUGUAUACUAGCUUUUUACCUACAGUAAAUAAACUAUGAUCUUGAAAGUGCCUGAAACAGAGCAAGCAUGUCAUUUUUAUUUUUUGUUGCUAAUUAGUAAGGUUUAUUGCUUAACUGAAAGCUUUAGUUAAUAUCCUUCUUAUUAGAAAGGGCGAGUUUAUAUUAAGUAGAUCAAACUGACCUAAUCGGUGGAGUCGCUCAGAUCUGCAGGGUUCAUGACCGAGACAGACUGAGUUAGCAUACGAGUGUGCAACUGUGCCAGCCAUGGGUAGACCUCUUCUAUCUUGAGCACAACUCUACAGCCUCAUCUGUGACUGGACUUCCAAUUUUGCACCUCAUUUCGUAUCAUUUAGAUGCUUAAGUAGUUGACUUUAAAAUACAACUUAAAUUCAUCAUACUUAAGUAACCUUUUUUUAAAUAAAGGUUUUUAAAAUGCAGUCCUUAACAUUUAAUGCCACGCUGUUCUUUCAGUUCUUAAAUGCUGUUUCUUUAGAAAAAUGAAAUUAAAAGUAUAUUGUAAGGUAUUUCAAACUCUGGUUUACAAAUAAAAAGAUACAGUGUUUUC